CUGACCACUAUGUCUAGCGCAAAAGUAUGGUUUGUCACUGGAGCCUCAUCUGGAUUCGGGCUCCAUGUCACCGAAUGCGCCCUCCGCCAUGGUGAUAAGGUUGUCGCAACACUGCGAAGGCCGCCCAUGCUUGCAGAGCUAGCGGCACAAUACCCUUCUUCGCAGCUGCUCGUCCUCAAGAUGGACGUCACCGAGGCAGAAGACGUCUCGAAGGCCUUUGCGGAUGCCAAGGCCCACUUUGGACGCAUCGAUGUCGUGUUCAACAACGCCGGUUUGGGUCACAUGGGGGAGUUGGAAGGCACACCGGAGGAGUUUGCGCGAGCUGUACUCGAAGUGAACUUCUGGGGCGCUGUCAAAGUGACAAAGGAGGCAGUUCGCUUCUUCCGAGAGGAGAACAACCCGCAGGGAGGGCUGCUACUCCAGAACUCAUCGAUGAUGGGCCUUAUCGCUAGUCAAUGCACCCCGUUCUACGUGGCAGCGAAGUGGGCUCUUGAGGGAGCGACCCAAUCGCUGUCAAUGGAGCUGGAUCCUGCGUGGAAUAUUAAGCUCAUACUGGUUGAGCCAGGAUGGUUCCGAACGGGAAUAGCAAGUGCCGCGCUCCGGGCACCCGUUCACCCAGCCUACAAAGAAAGCCCAGGAGUCGUUAAGUUUCGUGAGUGGGCUGCCACCAAUCCACUGGAGCCCGGAGAUCCAGCCAAGGCCGCGGAGGCGAUCUUGAAAAUCGCUGAUCUCCCAGAUCCUCCUCUCCGAUUUCCCCUUGGACGUGAUUGUAUUGCAUCUGUGAAGAACAGAGAUGAUAAGUUGCGGGAUGUGAUAGAAGAAUAUGGGCAUUGGUCGGAUGGGUUAGACGUGGAGUGAGGCUCGAUGAACGAAUGACUGUCAAUUUUCUGGCAGAGAACAAGACUGUAUGUGAUCACGUAAGGAAUCUUUUAUCAAAUUCGGAACGGUAUAUCAGG
Molecule: messenger RNA, 956 nt
Organism: Postia placenta MAD-698-R-SB12
Lineage: Eukaryota; Fungi; Basidiomycota; Agaricomycetes; Polyporales; Adustoporiaceae
Exons: 4
Coding region: 10-858 (282 amino acids)
Source: RefSeq, a predicted model, not a curated record